AUGUCGGCCGACAAGAUUACCCGUAUUGCCAUCGUCGACUCCAAUCGCUGCAAGCCAAAGAGAUGCGCCCAGGAGUGCAAAAAGUCAUGCCCUGUCGUUAAAAUGGGGAAAUUAUGUAUCGAAGUGAAGUCUUCAGACAAGAUCGCCUUCAUCUCAGAAUUUCUGUGCAUCGGUUGUGGUAUUUGCGUGAAGAAAUGCCCUUUCGAAGCUAUCGCUAUUAUCAAUCUGCCAACGAAUUUAGAAUCCCAAGUCACACAUCGAUACACCGCCAACUCUUUCAAGCUUCAUCGCCUACCUACACCACGACCAGGUCAAGUUCUUGGUCUCGUUGGAACCAAUGGUAUCGGGAAGAGCACGGCGCUGAAAAUCUUGGCUGGUAAACUGAAGCCAAACCUAGGACGAUAUGAUGACCCUCCGGACUGGCAGGAAAUCUUAAAAUACUUUCGUGGCUCCGAGCUUCAAAACUACUUCACCAAGGUCCUCGAAGACAACUUGAAGGCGUUGAUCAAGCCCCAAUACGUCGAUCACAUCCCAAAAGCCCUCAAAGGAAAAAUGACAGUCUCGCAAAUGCUCGACUCCAAGCUUGAACUUGACAACAAACAGAAGAUGUGUGAUGAGCUUGAGCUAACUCAUGUGUUGGACCGAGAUAUCACGAAUUUAUCCGGUGGUGAGCUACAACGAUUCGCCAUCGCCAUGACGUGCAUCCAGAAGGCAGACGUCUACAUGUUCGAUGAACCAUCGAGUUAUCUGGAUAUCAAGCAACGCCUUAAAGCUGCUGAGGUUAUCCGCUCGCUGCUAACUCCCGAUUGUUACGUCGUGGCUGUAGAACACGAUCUGUCUGUGCUGGACUACCUUUCCGACUUCAUCUGUUGUCUUUAUGGCAAGCCGUCGAUGUAUGGUGUCGUGACAAUGCCUUCAUCAGUCAGAGAAGGUAUCAAUAUCUUUCUCGACGGUUUCAUCCCAACGGAAAACUUGCGGUUCCGCGAAGAAUCACUGUCAUUCAAGAUGGUUGAAACAGCUGAGGAGGUUAUUGUCGACAAAACACGACAUUACUCUUACCCCGCCAUGACGAAGACACUCGGCAGCUUCAAGCUGACAGUUGAGGCUGGUUCCUUCACUGAUUCUGAGAUCAUCGUCAUGUUGGGCGAAAACGGGACAGGAAAGACGACCUUCGUUCGACUGCUUGCGGGAGACACUCCCGAUGUCGAGACAGACAAGCAGACGCUCUCAGUCAGCUUGAAGCCCCAGACAAUCUCGCCCAAGUUCCCCGGCACCGUUCGCAUGCUCCUCCUGAAGCAGAUCAAACAGGCAUUCAUGCACCCGCAGUUCCAGACGGACGUGCUCAAGCCAAUGAGCCUUGACAACAUCAUGGAUCAGGAAGUAAAGACCCUCUCGGGAGGAGAGUUACAGCGAGUGGCGAUCGUGCUUGCUCUUGGCAAGCCCAAUGUGUCUGUUUACCUCCUCGAUGAACCAAGCUCUUUCCUCGAUUCCGAGCAGCGUAUUAUCGCGUCGAAGGUUAUCAAACGCUUCAUCCUCCACGCAAAGAAGACCGCGUUCGUCAUUGAACACGACUUCAUCAUGGCCACGUAUCUUGCAGAUCGCGUCAUUGUGUUUGAAGGCCAGCCUGCACGGGCUGCGACUGCCACUCCACCACAAUCCCUCCUGACUGGAAUGAACCGGUUCCUCGCCUCGCUCGAGAUUACCUUCCGGCGUGACCCCACCAACUUCCGACCACGCGUCAACAAGCUCAAUAGUAUCAAGGACCGAGAGCAGAAGGCUGCGGGCAACUAUUUCUUCCUUGAAGAUUAA
Messenger RNA from Cyclocybe aegerita, 1809 nucleotides. The record is from the annotation of a GenBank genome assembly. NCBI's taxonomy places the organism in Eukaryota, Fungi, Basidiomycota, Agaricomycetes, Agaricales, Hemipholiotaceae.